AUUUUACAAACAAAGAGUGGCCUUCUGGGAAAUGGAGUCCUCAAGAAAACAAUGUGGAGCCGAAACUUACUCGUGUAUACCUACUGGAAAUGUAAAAUGUCUAACGUGAAUAAUAAUCUUAUCGACUCUGAGUAAUAUAUUAAACUACAUGAGUGAGUGUGUUGUAUUACUUUAGAGGAACUCCGUUUCGACGACGGGGAAAUGUAUAAACGGGAUUAGGUUAGCCUACAAUUCCCACCUUUGUAGCUCGUCGCCUAUUGGCUGCGUGGCGCUGUCAGUCAGAGGCAGGCUCUUACCCCAGCGCUCCUACAGUAAAUAUUUGUGUUUGCUCAGCCGGCUGUAAUGGUGGACGACUGAGAAAGGAAAGGGGAGAAACAUCAUCGGAAAAAUUGAAUCCCAGACCAAACACUACCGUCCGCGGCUCGGAAAUACACUCCGGCGAACAUGGAUGAACUAAAACAUCAAGUGAUGAUAAACCAGUUCGUCCUGACAGCUGGAUGCGCCGCAGAUCAGGCCAAACAGCUUCUGCAAGCGGCACACUGGCAGUUUGAGACAGCCCUCAGUGCCUUUUUUCAAGAGACUAAUAUCCCAUACGGUCACCAUCAUCAGAUGUUUACGUUCUGUACAGAUGAUAAAGACUCUGCAGCAAGGCUUGGUGAUAAACAUUACAGAUAUGUGACAGAUGAUCCACUGGAUGAUCAUAUCAGGAUAUGGUUUGGCAGUGAACAGAGAGGAAUGAUGACAUCUGUGGUACAUGAGGAGGACCAGAUGGAUAUAGACUCUGCAGAGAUGUGGCAGCAGCUCCAGUGUCGGCGCACUCUCCUGCUGGAGUUGCAAUGGUUCCUGGAAAAAAACUCCAGAGAAGGAAGUCUGAGGCAGGAAGAGGACCAAGGACAGUAUGAGCUGGAGCAAAUAAAAAAAGAGCUACAGAGCCUGUCAGAGAGAGAGGGGGAGCUGAGAAACAGAAAGUGUUUGCAGGAAAAACCAUCCACCCUCACAGAAAUUACAGAGGAGUCAUCUGCUACUGUCCAGAGCCCAUGUGAUGGAGAGCUGAGCCCCACUACACCUGAUCCAGGUACUACAGUGUCACCUAAAAGGUCAAAUACUUGUAAAAUCAGAGUAACACAGAGACUCAACAGUGAUUUCCUGCCACAGAGGUGGUGGAGGUGGAGGACCUGUCAUUCUCUCCAGCUACGGUGCAGUGUCCCACCUGCCACCAGCAGAUUACCACUGAGAUUCAACACAAAGUGGGCAAAACAUCCUUUCUGCUCUGCUACCUCUCCAUAUUGCUGGGGUGAGUCACUGUGUCUCAUUAGUAUCUACUGGGCUGAUCAUUUACAAAGAAUCACAACAGCACUGCAACUAUUCAUUUUAACCCGUCCCUUUCUGGUAUACAUACCUAACAGUAGUGUUUAAUUGUAUUUAACCUGCCACUCAACGGUUGCAGCUGUGUAGGUGGAUGCUGCCUGUUGCCCUUCUUUCUGAACUACUUUAAAGACACCUGCCACCUUUGUCCCUCCUGUCACACGGAAAUCCAGAUCGUCCCUCGCAUCUAGUGUCCACAGGAAUUACAACUGUUCCUAAAGCACUAACCUGUAAGAAAGAUAUAUGGUUUUAGGAUGAACAAAUGUGGACUGAUAACCUUACUGAAGCUUACUGUACUGUACAGAUUUACACUAGACACUAUAGAUUUACUAUUCAUUGCAUAUUUGAGAUCACAGAAUAUUACAUUUCCAAACAUGAAGAAAAUAUUAACAUUCAUAAUAUAGCUCAGUAUUAUUAAUACAAUUUUAUAUAAAUUCAGGCAUUCACAAAUUUAUAUUGCGAAAAUAUAAAAUUAAAAAAAAAUUUACUUGCAGAUUACUUUUGUGGUAACAAUUGUAACUAGACACUACUAGUUUAUUAUUAGAGUUUCUUUAUUAUUAUUAUAGAGAUUAUUAUUAUCAGUACAUUAAACAACGUAAUGUUACUAAAAGGGUUCUUGUAACGUCCUCUAAGAAUAGAAAGUUUGCUUAUAUCUAGUGUAAUAUCUGUGAGUGGAUUUUAAGGUCAGUUUAGCGUACUCACCCAAAUUCUGUACAGGAUAUGCGGAGUACAGGAAAGGCAAAUGAGAUAGCAAAUGAGUUGGUUAAUCAAAGGUCAAUACACAACAAUGUAUUGUGUAUACAGCCUUCACAGUUUCUGUAAAUAUGACCACACAUCCAGAACAAAUAGGAUUAGACCUAACUCUACCAAAUUCCUUAUGUGAAUACUGUAGAAUAUUCACAUUUUCUGUUUCAUAUAUUCUAAGCUAUAAAUGGAUAUCAAACAAAAAUAAAUAAAUAAAA
Molecule: messenger RNA, 2327 nt
Organism: Pangasianodon hypophthalmus (striped catfish)
Lineage: Eukaryota; Metazoa; Chordata; Actinopteri; Siluriformes; Pangasiidae
Gene: ubald1a
Product: UBA-like domain containing 1a
Exons: 5
Coding region: 445-1416 (323 amino acids)
Molecular function (GO): protein binding
Source: RefSeq, a predicted model, not a curated record